Eurytemora carolleeae is the source of this 1857-nucleotide messenger RNA. Its product is annotated as serine/threonine-protein phosphatase alpha-2 isoform. The record is from RefSeq and is a predicted model, not a curated record. The transcript is spliced from 14 exons. The coding region runs from base 131 to 1156 and encodes 341 amino acids. NCBI's taxonomy places the organism in Eukaryota, Metazoa, Arthropoda, Copepoda, Calanoida, Temoridae. Gene Ontology annotation, molecular function: protein serine/threonine phosphatase activity. Gene Ontology annotation, cellular component: cytoplasm; nucleus.
CCGCCAUUUGUAUUUCAGUACUGGUUGUCAAAACAAACCCGAGGUUCUGAAUCCAGGAAUAGUGAACACAUCGCCGUUAAUUCAUUCAAUUUUACAAUCUUGAUGUGUUUCUAGUUUCUUCAAGUGAGCGAUGGAGAAUAAAGUAUUUGGUCCGGGUGGAGGGAAAGGCGCUGAAACAGAUAAACUCAACAUCGAUAGUAUUAUUGCCCGAUUACUCGAAGUUCGAGGGUCUAGGCCAGGAAAGAACGUACAGCUAACAGAACAUGAAAUCCGAGGGCUGUGUCUCAAAUCCCGUGAAAUUUUUCUGUCUCAACCCAUUCUGUUGGAACUGGAAGCCCCCCUCAAAAUAUGCGGUGAUGUUCACGGACAGUACUACGAUCUACUCAGACUCUUUGAAUACGGAGGAUUCCCACCAGAGUCUAACUACCUAUUCCUGGGAGACUACGUGGACCGAGGGAAGCAGAGUUUAGAAACUGUCUGUCUACUUCUAGCAUACAAGAUCAAGUAUCCGGAGAAUUUCUUCUUGUUGCGUGGUAAUCAUGAAUGUGCCUCUAUUAACAGAAUUUACGGAUUCUACGAUGAAUGCAAGAGAAGAUACAACAUCAAACUUUGGAAAACAUUUACCGACUGUUUUAACUGUCUCCCCGUAGCAGCCAUAGUGGAUGAAAAGAUAUUCUGCUGUCAUGGAGGUCUCAGUCCUGAUCUACAGAGCAUGGAGCAAAUCAGACGAAUAAUGCGUCCAACCGAUGUACCAGACCAAGGACUGCUCUGUGAUCUACUCUGGUCCGACCCUGACAAGGAUACGAUGGGUUGGGGAGAGAAUGAUCGUGGAGUUUCCUUCACUUUCGGAGCUGAAGUAGUUUCUAAAUUCCUUCACAAACAUGAUUUCGAUCUUAUCUGCAGAGCACAUCAGGUUGUAGAGGAUGGUUACGAGUUCUUUGCUAAACGUCAACUUGUAACACUAUUCUCUGCUCCAAACUAUUGUGGAGAGUUCGAUAACGCAGGUGCAAUGAUGUCAGUAGAUGAGACGUUGAUGUGUUCAUUCCAAAUUCUCAAGCCUGCAGACAAGAAGAAGUUUCCCUACGGAGGAUUAAACUCCAGUAGACCUGUCACCCCUCCCAGGGGAGCCACUCAACAGAAGGGGAAGAAGAAAUAAACCAGACGCUCUGUUUGGAGAUUUACUCAUCAUUCAAGAUUGACUGUAUCCUGUAUCUGUUCAAGAAUGUAUCCCCCUCUCCAAUAAAAAUAAAUAAUUGUACUCUCCCCUCUCCACCUCUUCAUGAUUUUACGUCUACACAGUUUGUUAAAAUUAAAGUUCUAUUCUAAAAAUGUUAAUCUUCUAAAAGUUAUUUUCAUGUAGGUCUUAUCCUAGCUCCGCCCCCUCAGAAAAAAAAAACAUUUUUCUGUGCAUUCUUUACUUGAAAUGUCUCUAUAACCAUUCACCUAUCACAAACAUGGAAAAAAAUCAUUUUAAUCAUAUUUUUUUUUGCAAGAACAUACUGAAAAUUACUUUUAAGAACAACUAUCAAAAAUUUCAAAAGUUCAAAUUUUUUAAUUUUCACAUUUAGAGGUAGCUUAUAAUGGACUAUUUAUGAAGUGAAAUGUUCUGUACUACUAUUUUGUGAAAAGUUAACAUUGAAAUUUUCCAUUUUUGUUGUAAAUUAUAUAUACUGCAGAUGCAGCUUAAAUUGUAUGUACCGCAGAUGCAGAAUAAAAAACUCAAGGAUUUUCCCCAUCAAGAUAAAAAUUUCCAAUUCAUGUUCUCUUCGACUUAAUUUAAAACUGCCUGCUGUAUGGAUCAUCUGCUUUGAGAGCACUCACUUUUUUUAACAAUACCGUAAAUAUAUUUUAACAUGA